Messenger RNA from Eleginops maclovinus (Patagonian blennie), 2099 nucleotides. Its product is annotated as NACHT, LRR and PYD domains-containing protein 1a allele 5-like. Gene Ontology annotation, molecular function: protein binding. The transcript has 14 exons. Gene Ontology annotation, biological process: intracellular signal transduction; regulation of apoptotic process. Lineage: Eukaryota; Metazoa; Chordata; Actinopteri; Perciformes; Eleginopidae. Bases 40 to 1953 code for a protein of 637 amino acids. The record is from RefSeq and is a predicted model, not a curated record.
AAGAGCAGGGGGGAGAAACCAGGACUGGUGACUCAGAAGAUGAGUGAUUCAAAAGAGGAGGAGGAGGAACCUCUCUUCAGUAAUGCACCUGGACCCUCAGACACAGAGUUCAGCUGCCUGAAGGAAAGCUGGAUCACCAGACUGACAUCUUGGUUUUCCAAACGCUUGGCCCAUUCCAGAGGGAACUUCUGCACUGAGAAGGUUUUUCCAACGCCAGCAACGCUGUUUGCCAGACUAACUAACUGUGGACUCUCAGAGACUGAACGUGAAGUUGUGGCCUCAGCUCUGAGGUCCAACACCUCCCAUCUGAGAGAUCUGGACCUGAGUGGCAACAAGCUGCAGGAUUCAGUUGUGAAGCUGCUGUGUUCUGGACUAAAGAGUCCAAACUUCAGACUGGAGGCUCUCAGACUGAGUGGCUGCUGGUUGUCAGAGAUCAGCUGUACUUCUCUGGCCUCAGCUCUGAGGUCCAACCCCUCCCAUCUGAGAGAGCUGAAGCUGAGUUUCAACCCUCUGCAGGAUUCAGGAGUUAAGCUGAGGAGUGAUUUUCUGGAGAGUCCAGACUACAGACUGAAGACUCUCAGACUGAGGCGUUGCAGUUUGUCAGAGACGAGUUGUGUUUCUCUGGCCUCAGCUCUGAAGUCCAACCCCUCCCAUCUGAGAGGGCUGGAGCUGAGUGCCAACAAUGUGCAGGAUUCAGGGGUGAAGCUGCUGAGGGAUGUUCUGGAGAAUCCACACUGCAGACUGCAGACUCUCAGGGUCUAUGGCGAUAAGAUCAUAGCCAAGAUACAGAACAAAUUUCUCCUCUCCGUUGACUCCGAUGUUGAACAGGUUGUGAAAACAGACAAAAAGGUUCCAGUUUCCUUCUCACCUGAUCAAACAGCGGAUUCUUCAUACAGGUUCAGGUGUCCUGGCCCAGGUGUGUUCCAGUGUGCUUUGACUGGCCUGAUGUUUGUUAUGGCUCAGGAGGCGGAGCUGCUGUACAGGACGGUCCCUUGGGAGGAGAGCCACCUCCAAUCAGCUGGCAAGAAGGCAGCUGGGCCGCUGUUUGACCUGAAAAGUUCUGAUGAUGCUGCCGUCUGUCAGCUCCACCUGCCACACAGUGAAACAGAGGAUGCGCUGCUCCUUGAUGGCCUGUUGUCUGUCGUCCACAUCACUGAUGAAGGCAUGAGCAUCCUGGAGCCGCUGGAGGUUACAGAGACUCACGUGGUGGUGAAGGUGCCUCACCUCUCUCUCUUUGGCCUGGUCUCGGAUAUCGUUAAGAGGCUUCUGCGUCUGCGAAAGAAGUGCCAAAUUCUGCUGUUCCUACGACCCUUGGUCAGAGAGGAGCAAAUACUGGAUGUAUUUCUGCUGCAUAAAAACAUCCCUGUGAAAGAGGUUGCUAAACAACAAAGACGUGCUGAGAACAUCACAAUCUCCUCCGACUGUAAGCUGGACAUUUUUCACACUUACAGUGUGCACUGUGAACCUGAGGGCUUCUUUAUACAGCCUGAGCGACAAGAAUUUGAAUCAUGGUUUGGACCAAAUUACCAUCCAACGUUUGAAGUGUUCCUGACGACGCGCACAAAGACUGUGAUUUUGAAGGUCCAGGACCAAGAUGGAAAUGUAGUCUGGGAACGAAGUGUGCGACUGGAAGGUCCAAGUCAGGAAAUGUCCCAGAGAAAUGUCCGUGCAGAGGACAGAAUCCCAGCAGACCAGUGGCUGUCCUCAGUCAGGACACAGUUUAUUAGGGGAGUGACUCCACCUGUCCUGAACGACCUUCUGGAUAAACUCUUUGAGUCUGAAGUGAUCAGUGAAUCUGAAAUGACCUCAGCCAGAACAAAACCCCAAAUACAAGAAAAAGCCCGAGAGGUGGUGGACGCGGUGCGAAAAAAAGGAGUUGCAGCCUGCAGGGUUCUGAUCACUGCUCUCCGUGAGCUGGACCCAUAUCUUUACAGAGAACUUAACUCGAGCUGAAGCUAAAGCAAAACCUUGUGGCGUGUGUUGAAGUCUAGUCCUGUUUUUUUGUUACCUGUAAAUAUUUCCCUUUGUCCCUGAAGGUGACAGAUUCAGAGCACCUGGUUUAUGUGUUCCCUGUGAAUAAAAGCCCCUUUUCCUCUCUA